Molecule: messenger RNA, 687 nt
Organism: Penaeus indicus
Lineage: Eukaryota; Metazoa; Arthropoda; Malacostraca; Decapoda; Penaeidae
Product: keratin, type I cytoskeletal 10-like
Exons: 6
Coding region: 1-570 (189 amino acids)
Source: RefSeq, a predicted model, not a curated record
AUGUUAAAAGGACUAAACGUCGCUCUUGAAAUUAUAUACCGUCGUGGUCCUGGCCCUCGUGGUCGCCUUCGCCGCCGCCGGUCACUUCGGCGAAGGUGGAUUUGGUGGACACUGGUGGAAUUGGCGAUGGAAAAUCCGGUGGAUUCAGCAGCGGAGGAUUCAGAGGUGGAUUUGGAGGUGGACACAGAGGCUUCGGUGGAGGUUCCGGAGGAUUCGAAGGCGGACACGGAGGAUACGGCCGUGGAUUUGGAGCUCAGGGAGUAUAAAGCCUCCGCUCCUCCGGCGUGUUGGCAGUUGCUUCUCAACGUCUCAACACUUAACAUGGUCCGCGCACUGUUCACCGUCAUGGUCCUGGCCCUCGUGGUCGCCUUCGCCGCCGCCGGUGGAUUCGGUGGAGGUGGAUUUGGUGGACACUCUGGUGGAUUUGGCGGUGGAAAAUCCGGUGGAUUCAGCGGCGGAGGAUUCAGAGGUGGAUUUGGAGGUGGACACAGAGGCUUCGGUGGAGGUUCCGGAGGAUUCGGAGGCGGACACGGAGGAUUCGGCCGUGGAUUUGGAGGAUAUGGAGGGUAAACCAUGACUUCGCACCACCAUCUUGGCCACAGAAGACGGCAUUUUGUAUUUCGAUAAUAAAAUUGUAAUAAAAAUAAAUGCUUACUCUUUUCCUAAGAAUAAACAAAAUGAAGCUUA